AUGUUGUGUUCUUCUCCAUUUGUAGUCAGUCAAAGCGGAGAUUUAUUUAAGUCACCUCACUUUGUAGAUGCAGUAACUGACAAAUUUUCACGAAAUUGGAUCAAGAUGACUGAUGCAGCUGAUGGUGAAAGAACACCUCUCCUUACUGAUGAGCAAUUCAUGGGCAUCGGCCCUGCCUUUCCAUCCGAAGAUUCGACGAGUAGCACCCACUUCAAUUCAGUUCUGCAGGAAGCCUUUGAAGCAAUUAACCGCAACAUCUUUCCUGAAAGGAUUUAUCAAGGGUCUAGUGGCAGUUAUUUUGUUAAGAAUCGAGAUGGCAAGAAAAUCGCGGUUUUUAAGCCGAAAGACGAGGAGCCCUAUGGCAACCUAAAUCCCAAAUGGACAAAGUGGAUGCACAAACUGUGCUGUCCCUGUUUUUUUGGGCGCAGUUGCCUUGUGCCUAAUCAAGGCUACCUCUCAGAGGUAGCCGCGAGCCUCGUUGAUGAACGACUUGGCCUGAAUAUUGUACCUACUACAAAGGUAGUUAAGCUGGCAAGUACAACGUUCAACUACAGGGCUGCUGUUCGUGCAGCAUCGAGAACGAAACAAAGAGUUGCUGACCGCUUUCCAGAUAUUGGGCGUCAUUUUCACAGACUUGGACUUCCUCCCAAAGUGGGAUCCUUCCAGUUAUUCGCUUCGGGAUGUCAGGACGCCCAGUAUUGGCUCAAUCGUUUUGAGGUUGAGCCCCUCCCAGAAGAGGCCCAGAAAAGCCUCCAUCACCAGUUCGAAAAGUUGGUUGUCCUCGAUUACAUCAUCCGCAACACAGAUCGAGGCAAUGACAAUUGGCUAAUUCGAUAUGAACCCCCUGAUGUGAACGAGGAAACCACGUCGACAAAGGUAUAUGGCGAAUGUGUUACCUCCAGUUCCACCGUCUCGUCCCCUAAAAAGGGGAUCCCCAAGGUCACCGUGGUUGCAAUUGACAAUGGUCUGGCUUUUCCGUUCAAGCACCCGGAUGAGUGGCGAGCUUAUCCCUUCUACUGGGCGUGGCUCCCGAUGGCGAAGAUUCCGUUCUCCAGCGAGAUCCGCGAUCACAUACUUCCCCUCAUAACAGACGCGCACUUCGUCAAUGAUCUUGUCCGGGAUCUGUACAAAUUAUUCAAAACUGAUCCGGGAUUUGAUCGACGCACCUUUGAGAAGCAGAUAGCCGUUAUGCGCGGCCAGAUGUUAAAUCUUCAAUGUGCUCUCCGUGAUCAAAAGACGCCGCUUCAACUUGUCCAAAUCCCAGUUGUCACCGUAGAGCGUCAAAAGAGGUCAAUCACUCAGCGACUACAGCAGGCCGCUCGAGAUUUACUUCCGCCUAACUCCCUCGCCCCGCGCACUGACCCGUUUCCUUUCUCCAGUGGAGAUGAUGGCAUGAACGGUACGGAGUAUCACAGUCCUUCCGGUGAUGAAUUUGAUCCCGACGCCCCGGGAUCUCACUUCACCACGCGGUACCCACGGAGACCCUUCUUUACCAGGUUCUAG
Messenger RNA from Mesocestoides corti, 1503 nucleotides. The record is from the annotation of a GenBank genome assembly. Lineage: Eukaryota; Metazoa; Platyhelminthes; Cestoda; Cyclophyllidea; Mesocestoididae.